Messenger RNA from Colletotrichum gloeosporioides, 1041 nucleotides. RefSeq names its product Aldehyde reductase 2. The transcript is spliced from 4 exons. Bases 1 to 1041 code for a protein of 346 amino acids. The record is from RefSeq and is a predicted model, not a curated record. Gene Ontology annotation, molecular function: oxidoreductase activity, acting on the CH-OH group of donors, NAD or NADP as acceptor. Lineage: Eukaryota; Fungi; Ascomycota; Sordariomycetes; Glomerellales; Glomerellaceae.
AUGCAGUCGGAAGGGAGCUUUGGCAUUCCAGAGGGCUCUACCGUUCUUGUGACGGGUGUGAAUGGCUUCAUCGGUUCCCAUGUCUGCAGUCAACUGCUACAGCUUGGUUUCGAUGUCCGCGGGACCGUCAGAGAUCCGACAAAGUACGCCUGGGUCGAGUAUUUGAUGGAGAGGGACAACCCGAAAGGUUGCUUCACGCUGGCCUCUCUGCCGGACCUCGAGGACGCGGGGGCCUUUGAUUGUCUUGUUGAUGGCGUUUCGGCUGUCAUCCACGUGGCCUCGCCAGUGUCUUUGAGUCCCGACCCAGAGAGCGUCAUUCCGAACAGCAUCAACGGCGCCAUGAAUGCCCUCAAAGCAGCCAACAGAUCGCCAACUGUCAAGAGAUUCGUCUUGACUAGCUCGUCGGUUGCAGCGGCUCUACCAAAGCCUGGUCAGAAAGGCGAAGAGGUGACAACAACAAGCUGGAACAUUGAGUCAGUUGCGGUUGCGUGGGGGAAGCCUCAUCCGCACCAAGCAUGGCACGUCUAUGCGGCAAGCAAGAUUGAAGCGGAGAGGGCAGUCUGGAAAUUCUACAACCAAGACAAAAGCUGCCGUCCAGACUUGGUCGUCAACACAGUGCUCCCUAGUUGCAACUUCGGCAGGAGCCUCGAUGUUAUCAAUCAAGGCCACCCUUCAACAUCAUCGUUCAUUGAAAGUCUGUGGUACGGGAUUAACAUGGACCAACUGGCGUGUAGUCCUCCGCAGCACUUUGUUGAUGUUGAAGACACCGCAAGGCUUCACGUUGCCUGCGCCGUACUGCCAGAGGUCCAAGGCGAACGAGUCUUUGCGUGGGCCGAGCCUUUCAACUUCGAUGCCGUGCUAGACAUUUUGCGCAGCGAGUUUCCCAACAAACAUUUCGUGGAGAACUUCCACAACUACCGCGAUCUAUCUACCGCAGAGAAAGCAAAGUCGCGAGCCGCCCAGCUGCUGCGACGAAUGGGGAGGAACGGUUUCACUUCAUUGGAGGAGAGUGUUUUACUAAAUGUUGACGAUCUGCCCUAG